AUGGCCAUCUACAUGCCCCUAUUGGAUCUCUACAAUGCAAUCUUUGAGAAAACGUGCGACGCGAUCUACGCCAUUUCAGGGGCUUUACAGAACUUCUACGAGCGAAGGGGGUUUGUUCUACUCAAUCGCAAGAAGGAAUACGCUAAAGACGGACUUCGCAAACCUUUCGGCUUGGCUGUGCAAUGGUAUGACCGUCUUAUGGGUCAAGUUCGUACCCGUAUGGAUGCGGCACUCAAAGAGGCGGACGAGGCGGCACAAGAGUUCAGGAAAACGCAACUGUCGCAAUCGAGCGAAGACAGAGGGGACGCCGACAUUGUGCAAGCCCUUUCCAACAUACCAACGCCGCCAACGCCCGAGACUCCCCCCGAUGACCCGUCACCUUUGCCUGCCUCUGCCACUCCAACCCCUCCAUCCCCUAGCCUCGUUCCCGGAGAGUGUGACCGUGUACUUCGAGAGUCAUGCCCUGCAUGCUUCGGUGGAGAUGAGUUCGGCUUAACACUGGAGAAUGGGGGCGAUGCGAUGAUCGCCAUCGAUGGCAACUUCAAUCACAGACAUAACCGAGGAGUCAAGCACUGCCCUAAGUUUUACGAACCCGAGCACUUCCUCUCUAAGCAGUAUGUGGAUGCAAUCGGCAAUCGAAUGAAGGAAGCCAGAACAAAACCAAAGCGCCAAGUCACCACGAAAGUCCCCAAAGAGGCGGUCAAAGCAUGCCAAAAGUCCCAUCAAGCGGGUAGUGGAUCGAACGUCAAGACCUCGCUGCAGAAGUUCGACGCAGGAGGGGUCAUGGCGGCGGUAUGCCGCCAUGACAUUCCCUUGUUUGCUGCAAACAUCGACACAGCCGGUGAACAACAGAAAUUCGCGGUGGCUCUCAUCGAAAAGAUCGCGAGUCUCAUGCCUUCGAAUGCCACUAUAGUCGUGCUAUACGACGUAGGGUGCGUCCUGGAUCGAAGUACGCAGCUGCACCCUAUCAUGGAUUCCCGUCUCACAGUUCGCCUGAAGUUCGUCACGAGUGCCAUGCACGCGUACGCUCAUCAAUGGGCGUGCCAGCUCGGGUACAACCCCCGCCUUCAAGUCGGAUUGGCGUUGACUGACGGAGAGGGGGUGGAGCGUAUAUGGUCUUGGCUACGCCGUUUGAUAGCGAUUCAACGCAAUUGCUCCGCUGAGAAACGCAUCUGGCUCCUCGAUCGACAAAUGCACUACAUCAACAGGGCGUUGCGCGAUGAACUAGGCGAUAUCAUUCGACGCCGGCUCACGAAAUCCGUUCCGAAGCAGGAAGAAGACGCCCUUGCUAUUCUCGACGACAUUGAAAUCCUCAGGGACGAGCUUGAGAGACAUCAUCCUUCUCCUCCCCGUUUCAAUGGUUCGGAAGGGUCUGGAUUGGGCGUGAGCUCCCUUGCACCUGCCCGUGUUCCCCCUCAAAGCAACACACUUCCGUCGGCCCAGCAUACAACCACCCUCUUCCCAAACGCGCCUCGCCUAAACCCAUCCCCGUCGGCGAAGAAAACGCGUGCCAUUCUCCAUCGCCAGAGGUCGGUCCCUCUAGCCUCACUGGAGACCACCCGCCCGGACACCAGCGCAGACAGAUCUGCGAGCGUCCCACCGGAUUUGGCAGAGGAGGAGAGGUCUACACCUGUCGACAGCAUCUUCGGGGAUAAACUCAAACCCAUUGCACCAGGGUUGGAGAGUAGGAGGGGACAGGGGUCCACCCUCAACAGUCAUGGUGCCUUGGCGCCGAUACACGAAGAGGGGACCCACGAGAACCGUGAGGAAUGGAGCGUGGAGCAGGCAGGCUUCGAGGAUCUGGAGGGCGGUGGCGCCGAGUGGUUUGGCGAUGAGGAGAUCGGGAAGGCGCAUCAGGGUCAGAAACCAUCCAUCCCUCUUUUCGAUUCAGAUCCACAGCCCAGCCGCACCGAGGCCCAAUCUCCUUCGCAGCUAGCCACUAUGGGCCGUCCAUCCGCGGAACAGUCUCGCCUCAUGCAACAGGGCUUUGACCGCAUUGAGGAGCAAUUCACAUCCCUUGCCAAUGAAAUAGGGUACCCCGUCGCCAGGGUCAAAAACAUCUGGGCCCAGAGAUUCAGAAUGCUCACCACAAAACCCAGAGGCGGUAACGGCGUCAACCACUACAACGUGUACGGUCAACUGUGGGGAGACCCGAAGAUGAAAGAGAGGGAGAUCAAAAGGGCACUCGAACAUCGUGCCACGCUCAGCCCAGAGAAACAGAAGGCGCUGAACCCAGAACCGAGCAGGGCCGAAUGCUACGCUGUGUAUCGUCAGUACCAUCAGGAGGAGUUUUGGAAGGACAUUCUCCAGCUGGAGGUGGCCGAAUUGGAAUGCAAAGAGCGGGAAACCGUCACUUUACAAACUCGGAAAGUCAAUUUCGAGUCCACCAAGACGUCCGUUUGUAAUGUUCUGGACAACGCCUCUCGGCUUCACGAGUUCGAGGCCGUCGUCAUACUCUCUGGGGCUCACCAUUCCGACAAAAACCUGGUGUUUGUGUACGAAACCGAAGGCGUUCAGGGAUUUGUGGAGGACAGACUGAAAACUACCCACAACAAUCUCGGAAUCAGGCUCCAAGUACAUGCAAGUGACACCCUCGAGAAGAAAAGGCCGUUCAACCUGUUUGAACAGGAGGCCAAGGCGAGCGUCAUCACGGACGGCGAGGUCGAACAGAAUCAACAGGUGCAGGCGUCGGGUUCCACGAGUGGAAAUGCUGCAUCCAAGCCUAGGAACUUGAAGGCAUCGAAGAAGCCGGAUGAGGAUGACGAUGAAGAAGAAGACGACGACGACACCGGCGCCACCAAAACGAUCAGUGACGAGCAGUUUGCGCAAAUGGGUUCCAAGGAGUUACAUGCCGUUAUUAGAGAUCACCUGUCGCGCGAGAUACGUGCCUUGCCUGAGUUCGCGCGCGAGAAGGAAUGGAAGGUCCUGCAUUGGAGGAGGUUACCGACCUUCCUAGCCAAACGUGGUUUGGUACUGACGAAGUGGAAUCCCCACGCCAAAGUUCCUGUUAGUGGCGACGACACGGGAAAGGGCAUUCGGGAAGCAGGUCCACACUGCUCGCGAUACCUCGCUAACGAUUGUCGCCAUGGUCGGGGUGUAAAGCCAGUUAAGGCGAACAAAAAUGACGUGCUCCGCUCUGUAUUGCCUGUCAUCGUCUUUCGACCACCAAAGAUUUCGUCUCGCCCUUCGGCACGAGGAACCAGGGUCUUCCUCGAUGGUUCGGUUGACUCCCUUGGACCUUGCUCCCUGGACAGCGACGACUACAUCGGUCCUCCCCGUACAGCCAUCCCCACCCCAAAGACGACAGUGGCAGCCUCAACCUGUACUGCGAAACCCAAGCCGAAGCGCAAACCUGAGCCAGCGCCACCACCUUCACCUGCACCAAAAGCGAAGGCGACAAAGAGCAAGGGCUCCAAGCCUGCUGCCGCCUCGGCCAAGAAAACUACAAAGAAAUUGGGGGCUUCCAAAGCAACUACGAAGACGAGGAAGCCCACUAAGAAGUCUGCAAAACGAAAGCAGGUCGGGGGAGGAGGUGCUGCGGCGGGGUCCACGAGCUCUUCCGACGCAUCAGAGUCUGAAGAGGAGGCUAGUGAGAUCGACUUGGACAGCGACGAUGCUUCUGGCAGACCAGGCAACCCCUCCCGUUCGCGUUCGGCAAACGUGCGACCACGGCGUAGCUCUCGGAAUGAAGGACGAAACUACAAGUCGAAGGCCAUCAUUAGCACAUCCGACGAUGAAACAUCCUCCGCCGACUCAGACGACGACGACGACUACAAAUCAAGUGAGGUUGACUCCGACUGUGGCGGGAAGAACGUCGCUCCUGUAUCGGAUGGGUCCGAUGUCGACGAAAGGGACGAGGAAGUUGAUCCACUGGUCCAAGCAGAGGAAGGCCGUUCAUGGAUGGGACUCAGGACGGAUGCUGUUGACUCGGCCAAACCACAAUCAUCGCAGGUCCCAGGGGUGGGUGCAACCAGGCCGGCAACGGCUAUUCCGACUCCAGAGGGUGGGGCCGGUCCUAGCAGCUCAGGACCACUGGACAGCAACCCUUCUGGCGCUGUCGUCGUUCCCUCAAAGCGGUCUGCAAAUGGGGACUCCGAGGGACAGAACCGCGUCAAGAAGCCUAAAUGCGGGACAGCUCCACCGGUAGAAGGAGAGAGCAACGACUCUGCGCUGGCCACUGCGCAAGAAGAUCAUCGACCCCGGGCGCCGUGUACCACAAAUAACGAUAUGCCGCCACCGUCUUCUGCACCAGUUCACGACACCAACCGUCCCAGUUUGCCUCCCUCGUCAUGGGGAGCGCCUUCGUCCUUCCCUGAGCACGGGAGAGACGGUGUGUUUACUGGCAGUGGCACGUCUCAUCUUGCUCAGCGACAGCCUUCUUCUGGACCUCCGCAUUUGCCUCACCACUCCAUUCCGCCCCAAGUCGGCCAGCAUACACAGCUUCAUCCUCAAGUCUCGCAUACCCUCCAUCCUCCGCCCCACAGUGUUCAUCCCCUCCAAUCACACCAUUCUUCCCAUCCCGUGCAUCCGCCUCGUCACAUGUACUCAGAUAGGUACUCGGGAGAUUGGGGAUCGGCUCCGCAGCAGCUUCGAAACCAGGACGCGUGGUCCCAGGGGUCCUACGGUCAACGUUGGGAGGGUCACCAGCAGUACUCCCAGGAUCCUCUGUCUCAGGUUCCUCAGAGCUUCACGGGAUCGCAGCCCCCUGCCAAUGGCACGUCGAAUCAAUGGCCUGCAAUGCAAGAUUAUUAUGAUCCCCGGUAUCCUCCAUAUGCAUCAGCGAACAUGUACCCGCCUUCUUAUCAGCCGGAACCGAGCCACCAGCCCACCCAGUACACGUACGACCAGUUCAACCCGAGCUACAAUCAACAUCCGGAAUCGACAUCUAUGGGCCACCCGGGCCAGCCCCCUCGUUCAGGUCGUUGA
This is a messenger RNA of Coprinopsis cinerea okayama7#130, 4926 nucleotides long. RefSeq lists its product as hypothetical. Lineage: Eukaryota; Fungi; Basidiomycota; Agaricomycetes; Agaricales; Psathyrellaceae. Bases 1 to 4926 code for a protein of 1641 amino acids. The record is from RefSeq and is a predicted model, not a curated record. The transcript has 9 exons.